GAAAGAGUGGGUGAGAGAAAAAAAAGUGUAGUGCGCCAGAUAUGGAACAAGGAGGUCAUGAGCAGAAGGGUGUGGUCGACUAACGGUUCUUAAUGGUUCCUGACUGACACACAGAGGAAUGAGACCGUGGAUGCUGCUCUGGAACUACGCGACAACUCAGGAUGGACACCGAGAUUCAGCUGAGCUGGAUGGCAAUAUGUCUGUUUCUCACACUACCAGGUGUGCCUACACAUGCCUCCUGUCCUGUUGAGCUCAACCCUCCCAGAGUAGUGGUGAGAUAUGGAGACUCCGUCUCAGUCAACUGCACAUCAUCCACAGACCCCGAGGGGAUGGGGUGGGAGGAGGUCACGUUCGGAGGUAUAGGUUUGCAAGAAAAUGUCAGCUUUGUCACCUGGACUGUGGGAAGCCUCAUGGACUGGACAAUAGAACCUAAAUGCUACAUCAAUCUACAAAAUGAAAGUCAGUGUACUGAGAUUCUCCCUGUCAUUCUCUACAAGACUCCAGACAGCGUGUCUAUCUCUCCUCUGAGCCACUCUGGUCCAAUGAUGGAGGGGAAGGAGUACCAGCUGCAGUGCGACAUCCAGAACAUCGCUCCUCUACAGAACCUGGUUGUGAGGUGGUACAAAGGCAAUGAAACUAUAGAGACUCAAACGUUUAAUGACUCCACAAAGGAACUAGUGAAUAUGUCCUCCACUAUCACCAUCACCCACAGAAGAUAUGAGGGUGAAGUGGAGUACAGAUGUGAGGCAGAGCUGGACCUGGGACCAGAGGAACCAAAACCUACUGCCUUGUCAUCAAAACCUCUUAAUGUUACUGUUUACUAUGCAAGGUGGGAUGAACCAUUCAAUUAUGACUACUACUUCCUCCGUGUUGUUGGUCUGUCUAUGGCUGCAACGCUCUUCAUCCUGGGUAUUAUGGUCAUUAGCUGUGAUAAAGUAUGCCGGAUGCCUAGGUGUCAUGUGGGCACAGGGAAGUCGUACCAAGUGGCCAGAGAGUAGUGAGGGAACAAACGUGUUACUGAGUGGCCUCAAGACACCAGAAGAGUUCAUCAGAGGGACAUGGUGAAACAACACUGAUGCAACAGACCUUAUCGGCCAUGUGCGUGUGUAUGUGUGUGUGUGAAAACGUUGUUGGACAAAACUCUGCAUCUCUCAUUUCAGAGAUAAGAACGUGAGAUGUGUUUCGUGUGCCUUUCCCACAGACUGCAAGUGAGACUCACUCAACAUUAUGAAAUUACCCCUCCCUCACUCUUCUAAAGACUUACCUGUAGUUUUGAAUGCAAGUUUUAUUAUACUUUGGCAAUCAUGUUUCUAUGUAUAUUUUCAAAUGCUUACAAAAUGUUACAGAAUACAUACUGUAGAUGUUACGUAGCUCAGAGGCGCCCCCAAGAGCACUGGAAGAGGUACUGAUCCUUUUUUUCUCAUAUCCCAGAGACAGCAAAUUUCAUGCCUAGCUUUUCACAGAUUUCAUGUUGAUUUUAUCUGUAGAUUUGUCACCAACGUGGAUGACAUGUUCUCUAAUAAAUCACAUACAAGUCC
This is a messenger RNA of Oncorhynchus keta (chum salmon), 1538 nucleotides long. Its product is annotated as intercellular adhesion molecule 1-like. Gene Ontology annotation, biological process: cell-cell adhesion; regulation of monoatomic ion transport. Gene Ontology annotation, molecular function: ion channel regulator activity; integrin binding. The record is from RefSeq and is a predicted model, not a curated record. Gene Ontology annotation, cellular component: membrane. NCBI's taxonomy places the organism in Eukaryota, Metazoa, Chordata, Actinopteri, Salmoniformes, Salmonidae.